AUGGAGCGGCGCAUCACCUCGGACACACAAGCGACCUCCAGACCAACCCGAAGCAAGUCGGAAGGCCGUUGGGGGUCCCAGAAAGAGGAGGACCGUAAUCGAGAAAACCCCAUCAUCAUAGGGGCAACCCCUUUUCAUCCCUCAAUCCUCAAGGUCUGGCUCCCGAGAAACUUCGACAAGCCAACGGACAUGAGGUAUGAUGGGACCAAGGAUCCCCAGGAACAUGUCACGGCUUUCGAAGCAAGAAUGAAUCUGGAAGGAGUAGGCGACGCAGCCAGAUGCCGGGCGUUUCCUGUAACACUGGCCGACCCGGCAAUCCGGUGGUUCAACACCCUCCCACAAGGAUCCAUCACGACCUUCGCAGACAUCUCCAAGAAGUUUCUAGCACGGUUCACGACGCGCAUAACAAAGGCGAAACACCCGAUCAACCUGUUAGGGGUCACCCAGAAACCCGGCGAGCCGACCAGGAAGUUCCUGGACAGGUUUAACGACGAGUGCCUGGAAAUCGACGGCCUCACGGACUCGGUCGCUAGCCUAUGCCUAACGAAUGGCCUAUUGAAUGAGGACUUUAGGAAACACCUAACAACCAAACCUGUAUGGACCAUGCAAGAAAUCCAAAGCAUAGCCAAGGAGUAUAUCAAUGACGAAGAGGUUAGCCAGGUUGUGGCGGCCAAUAAACGGCAGCCACCCAACUCGCCACCUCGGCAUGCGCACCAGACUGAAAGGUACAAGGAAGCUCCUAGAGACAGCACCCCAAACAAACUAACCAAGCAACCACGGGUAGGGAGAUUCACGAACUACACGCCACUCACGGCGCCCAUAGUAGAGGUCUACCAGCAGAUUGCAGACAAAGGAAUCCUAUCCAGACCAAGACCCCUGAAGGAGAGAACGGGAGGCAACAAAAGCCUUUACUGCGAUUACCACAAAGGGUUUGGUCACAAGACCCAGGACUGCUUUGACCUCAAAGAUGCCUUGGAACAAGCCAUCAGGGAGGGGAAACUAAACGAGUUCUCCCGGCUCAUUAGGGAGCCGAGGAGACGGGAAAGAGAGCGCUCGGAGGAAGACCGGAACCGGGCUGUCAAGCCAAGACAGGAACCUCCAGGGGACGCCAACAACCCCCCAGCCUUUGUGGUUAAUGUCGUGGUCGGACAAGAUAGCCCCCCCAAUUCCAAAUCAGCAACAAGGAAGGAUUCCCGAGUGCUCUCCAUCACAACAGAGAGCCCCACUGCCAGCAGGAAGCCCCCCACCAUAUCAUUUGGCCCAGAAGACAAAUGGUUCAAUGACCUUCCCGAGAACCCCCCUCCCAUGGUAGUCACAGCAAUGAUCGGAACGGGACUGGUCAAGCGCAUCCUCGUCGACACGGGAGCCGACUCAAAUAUCCUAUUCAGAAACGUCUUCGACGCCAUGGGAUUCAAGGAAUCCGACCUCCAAAAUCACUAA
Messenger RNA from Arachis ipaensis, 1440 nucleotides. RefSeq lists its product as uncharacterized. NCBI's taxonomy places the organism in Eukaryota, Viridiplantae, Streptophyta, Magnoliopsida, Fabales, Fabaceae. The record is from RefSeq and is a predicted model, not a curated record.